Brugia pahangi is the source of this 1296-nucleotide messenger RNA. The record is from the annotation of a GenBank genome assembly. Lineage: Eukaryota; Metazoa; Nematoda; Chromadorea; Rhabditida; Onchocercidae.
AUGCUUUUUUUGUGGUUACUUGUUGUUAGCUUUUUUCAAGGUAGUAAAUGCGGAAGAUUUGGAAAAAUCUCCGAGGAUGAUAAUCUCGAAAUAAUAACCAAAUGUCAAUCAUUAUACAAAAAUAGCAAUCGUACUAUCAAAUUUCAAAAAAAUAAUAAAGCACAAUUCAAAUUAUUAGGUGGAGAAAUAAUUUCAUCUGCUGAUUAUGGUCAUUUAGUGCAGAUAAUUCAUAUCAGAGAAAAUGUUAACGGUGAAGCAGAUAUUAAUGUUUGUUCGGGAGUUAUUAUUACUCUUCGUCAUAUUAUAACAGCAGCCAGUUGUUUGGAUUUUAAUGAAAAUGGUCUAAAAAACACACCUGUUAAUGAAUUCAAAAUCUAUGGUGGAGCAUCUUGUUUGUAUAUUAGUGAGGAAGAUAAAAAACUCUAUGAUAAUGUAUCAAGAUUUGAUUGUCCAGAUAGAAAUGAAAAUAAAUUAAAUGUUGCAUCAAUUAAACCAAUUGCAUUACUUGUACCAAUGUCAUCAAUAAUUAGUAAUGUUGCUUCUAUUCGUGGUGUUCCAUUUUAUAAGGCAUUUUCGGAUAUAGCAAUUUUUGAAGUGGAACCGCUAGAUAAAUUAAUCAGAAAAUUAAAUGAAGAAAAUGAACAUGAUAAGGAAGAGGUAAAUCUUGAUUUAGCAUGCAUAUCAGAAUCAAUAAUUCGAAAUGAAGGAGCUAUUUAUAUUAUUGCUUCAUAUGGACGUAAAAAAAAUUUAAUGCAUCACAAAGAUAGUAAUCCAAUUAAUGUUAAAUUAAAUCUUCUACUGGAAAAUAAUGUUUACAUUGAUGAAUGUCCACCAAGUAUUCCAUUAUCAGCUUGCGAACGCAUUAUGAUAAUUGAAAGUGAACAAACUGCUACUGAAGGUGAUGGUGGAGCAGCAGUUAUGAGAAAACAGCGUAACAUUCCAGUACUAAUAGGUAUUCUCUCAUUUCGACAACAUAUUGGACGAGCUUAUACAAAGUUUAUGUUUGCAACACGUAUUAGUGAAUUUCAUGAUUUUUUUUGCUAUUAUAUUGGUAUUUGCAUAUAUGAAGAAUUCAUUGAUAAUGAAUAUUGGAAACAUCCUGAUGAUGUAAUCAUUAUCACUGAGAAGGCUAAAAAUGAUAUAUAUGUAAAUAUUGACAAUAUCGACAUAUUCAAGAAAACAACUGAAGAGCAAAUAAAAAUAGAUAAUUUCUCAACCUGCAAAUUUCAACAUAUCUCUUAUUGCUUACCAAUUGUUUUAAUUACUAUCAUAAAUUAUCAAUUAUUUAAUUUGUAA